Penicillium angulare is the source of this 510-nucleotide messenger RNA. Its product is annotated as SNARE domain- containing protein. The transcript is spliced from 4 exons. Lineage: Eukaryota; Fungi; Ascomycota; Eurotiomycetes; Eurotiales; Aspergillaceae. The record is from RefSeq and is a predicted model, not a curated record. Gene Ontology annotation, biological process: endoplasmic reticulum to Golgi vesicle-mediated transport. The coding region runs from base 1 to 510 and encodes 169 amino acids.
AUGGCUUCACGAUUCCCACGCCAACGUGAUCCCCGCGCUUCAUCCUCCCUCUUCGACUCAUACGGUGGUGGUGGCAACUCCCGCCCGGCGAGCAGAUCACCCGCUCCAGCAGGCGGAUACGGCUAUGGAGGGUAUCCCAGCUCAGGGGGGAAUGGAUAUGGCAAUGGAAACGCAGCUGGGCCUUCAUUUCGAAGUGCGACCCCAGAUAAAAAGGGCCACUACUCCGAUGCAGUCCUGUCAUCACUGGAGUCACAAAACGAUUCGGAGGUAGAAGGUAUCACCGCCAAGGUGAAGAUGCUCAAAGAUAUAACUCUUGCCAUUGGCGAUGAAAUCCGAGAUACCACACAUAUGGACAAUCUUGAGAGUUCGUUCGAAAACACCCGAGUCCGAAUCCGAGGAAACAUGAACCGCAUGCUUCGCAUGGCCGAUAGUACUGGUAUUGGCUGGAGGGUAUGGCUCGGGUUUUUCUUCGCUGUUUUCCUCUUGUUCUUCUACGUCUGGAUAUUUUGA